GCUUAGAUAAUAAUUACACGUUUUUGAAAGGGAUAGGAAAAAUUUUAUUGAAAAUCAUUCAUUUAAGUACCUCGUAAUUUAAUUAUAACAUGUUUAUCGAUAAAAUGAUUAUCCUGUGGCUGUGUGGAAUAAUUUUCUUACGAUUUUCGGUUGCAAACUUAAUAAUUGAGAUCCCAGAUGGUAAAAUUCAAGGUACGACAAUAGAAACAACUAAUGGAAAGGUAUUUUACGCAUGGAGAGGUAUUCCUUAUGCUCAACCUCCACUUGGAGAACUAAGAUUUUUGUCUCCAAGACCUCCAAAUUCAUGGACAGAUGUGCUAGACGCUUCAAAAGAUAGCCCUGCCUGUCUGUUCCAAGUUACCUACAAUGGAGAUCCUAUCCCCAUCAAUGGAAACAGCGAGGACUGUCUUUAUAUUAAUGUUUACUCCCCUAUUGAUAGUAGCAGUCAAAAUAAUAGUUCUAAACUUCCUGUCAUGGUCUACAUCUAUGGAGGAGGGUUUGUUUCUGGAAGUAGUGAUUUUAACUUCCUUGACCCAACACCCUUUUUAGAGGAAGACGUUAUCAUAGUGACAUUUAACUACAGACUCAGUGCUUUUGGUUUUCUGUCGACUGGUGACGAAAUUAUAUCCGGCAACACCGCUCUUAAAGAUCAGCUUUUAGCAUUGAAAUGGACCAAUAACAACAUAGAAUACUUCGGAGGUGAUCCAGACAGCAUCACUGUGUUUGGGGAAAGCGCUGGUGCCAUGUCUGCAGGGUAUCAUAUGGUCAGUCCAAAAUCCAAAGGGCUAUUUAAAGGAGUUAUAAUGCAAAGUGGGAAUGCCCUAACUAACUUCUUUACUAAGGAUGAUGUUAGGACAAUGGCUGUUGGUUUAGCCAAUGGUAUCAAUUCUUCUAUAACUGAGUCAAACAGUUCGGAGGAAAUUAAAUAUGUGCUUCAAAAUGCUUCUGCUGAUUUGAUUCUAAAUGUUACUAUAACUCUUGGAUAUAGUUUCAAAACAGUGCUGGAAGUUGAAUCUGAUGAAGCUUUUCUUACUAACCCUAUGUACGAAUCUAUUGAGCAAGGAAAUUUCACCAAAGUUCCUAUAAUCAUAGGUCACAAUUCUGAAGAAACUUGUGCAUUUGCCACCGAUCUUACAACGGCUCAACUGAUCGCAGAUAGUUUCCAAGAUAAUUCACAGUUACUAAUGCCCAAUAUGCCUUUAACAGAUGGUGCUGAUCCUGUUAAAAUAGGACAAGAAAUAAUUGAAGAAUAUGUAGGAAAGAAUGGAUCAUUUAAGACGGAUUUAGCAGCUUUCUUCAAUUGGUGGAGUGACGAAGUAUUUGUAAGAAGCGUAUACAAACAUGCCAUCCUUCAAUCAUAUUUUACACCGGUAUACAUGUAUCAGUUUUCCUACUAUGGUACAAAAAGCAAACCACAUCCUAAUAUACCAGGAGCUGGCAAGGUUGGACACGCUGAUGACGUGGCUUAUCUGUUUAACAUUUCAUCGUUUCCUAUUGAAACAGAUAGUGAUUUCCUAGCCAGGAGGAGAUUAGUAAAAUUAUGGACUAAUUUUGCCAAGACACAAAACCCAACUCCUGAUGAUGAAACUUCUGAAAUCCUCGAAAAUGUAAAAUGGGAAGUAACGACACCGGACAACGUUAGAUAUUUGGAUAUUGGUGAUGAUUUGGUCAUGAAACCUAGUAGAAAGGUUAAGGAAACUGUCUUUUGGGAUUAUAUUUGGAGUACUUACUCUUACAGACCUUAUAACACGUUAUAAAAUGUUAAUAAAUAGCUGAUUAUGAUAAU
Sitophilus oryzae (rice weevil) is the source of this 1786-nucleotide messenger RNA. RefSeq names its product carboxylesterase 5A-like. The record is from RefSeq and is a predicted model, not a curated record. Bases 90 to 1757 code for a protein of 555 amino acids. The transcript is spliced from 11 exons. NCBI's taxonomy places the organism in Eukaryota, Metazoa, Arthropoda, Insecta, Coleoptera, Curculionidae.